Messenger RNA from Sphaeramia orbicularis (orbiculate cardinalfish), 1188 nucleotides. RefSeq names its product allantoicase (gene allc). The record is from RefSeq and is a predicted model, not a curated record. Gene Ontology annotation, biological process: allantoin catabolic process. Lineage: Eukaryota; Metazoa; Chordata; Actinopteri; Kurtiformes; Apogonidae. Bases 1 to 1188 code for a protein of 395 amino acids. The transcript is spliced from 11 exons. Gene Ontology annotation, molecular function: allantoicase activity.
AUGACUGACCGGAGCGUGGCGGUGAAAGCGGCGGCAGAACCAGACUUUCUGCAGUUUAACGACUUAGCAUGUGAAGCGGUUGGAGGGAAGGUUAUUUUUGCUACAGAUGAAUGGUUUGCUCCUGCUGCCAACCUGCUGAAGAGAGAACCUCCAGAGUUCAUCGCUUCCGCCUUCACCGAGUUCGGAAAGUGGAUGGACGGAUGGGAGACGAGACGGAAGAGAAUUGCCGGUCAUGACUGGUGCAUCAUCCAACUCGGAGUACCAGGUCAGAUCUUUGGCUUCGACGUCGACACAUCUUUCUUCACUGGAAACCACUCACCAUACGUCUCCAUCCAGGCUGCCUGUCUGGACCAGAAGCCAACCUUAACCCUGGAAGGAGACCGAACAGGAAUGGCUGCCACUGACAGUCAGCUGGCUGCUGUUGCCACGCUGGGCUCAGAGGCGUGGCCUGAGCUGGUGGGCGUGUCCAAGCUGCAGCCUGGAUAUUCUGACUCCUGCCAUAACUACUUCAAGAUCACUUGUGACCAGAGAGUGACACACCUGCGCCUCAACAUGUUCCCAGAUGGUGGAAUAUCCAGACUGAGGGUCUAUGGGGUUGGACAAAGAGACUGGUCAUCUGUCUCCGCCCACCAGAACGUUGACCUGGUGGCUCUGACCAAUGGGGGAGUCUGCCUCGGCUACAGCGACGCCCACUUUGGGCAUCCACGCAACAUGAUUAGUCUUGGUCGAGCUGCCAACAUGGCCGACGGCUGGGAAACUGCCCGAAGGCUGGAUCGACCCAAAAAGUUGAAGGCGGACCACAAGGGGAUCCUGCAGGUUCCAGGCUCAGAGUGGGCGGUGUUUCGUCUCGGUCAUGUUGGCGUCAUCAGCAGCGUCGAGGUUGACACAAACCACUUCAAAGGUAACUUCCCCGACUCCUGCAGAAUCGAAGCGUGUUAUUUGACCCCUGAAGAAGAAACUCGGUGCAUCAGGACAAGGUGGAAUUCUGGGAAAUGGCAGGUCCUCCUGCCACCACAGAAACUUCGUCCUCAUCACAUACACCUGUAUGGGGAGGCGGAGCUAAAGCUCAGUCAACCAAUUAGUCACAUCCGCCUGGUCAUCACCCCAGAUGGAGGUGUGAGCCGCCUGCGACUGUGGGGCCGACCCACAUCGACCAAUCAGCAGCAGAUACCGGCAUCCAAACUCUGA